Messenger RNA from Triticum turgidum subsp. durum (durum wheat), 1119 nucleotides. Lineage: Eukaryota; Viridiplantae; Streptophyta; Magnoliopsida; Poales; Poaceae. The record is from the annotation of a GenBank genome assembly.
AUGGAAGACACGACCAACGAGGUGGUCCAUACGCUUGAAUAUCAGCUAUUGCACGCUUGCCAUUAUGAAGAGACAAUGAUGGCUGAGAGCUUCUUGAAGAUGCCCUCAGGCCCAAAUUUUGAUCAUGUACAAUGGAACUUUCCCAGAUUGGUCAUGGAUCUCAAGGAUCCAGAUGAUCUGCAUUGCCUAACACUCAUGAAAACCUGUGCUCAUAAGAACAUCUUGCAACUGAAGACGGUUAAUGUAGAGGGUGCUCAUCUUGUAGUUUGGACCGAGCCAUACACAGGCAGGUUGAUUGAUUUACUCAGGAAAAUGAAAUCAAAUCUUGGCAAUCCCAUAUGUCCUCCUCCAUGGGUGGUUCCUUCAGAUGUACUGCAAAUAAUUGUGGACCAAGUACUUGAUGGCAUGGGACAAUUGAGACUCGAUGGCAAGUACCAUGGAAACUUUUCACUCGAAAACACGUAUUAUCACAUGGAAUCAGGGAAGCCAAUAGUCAAGCUUGCCAAUUUUAGAGUGAAAAAAGAAGCAAAAUUGCGGCAAUGCCAGUUAGAAGAUGUUUGGGAUAUUGCUCGUGCUCUUGAUGAGAUUUGCGUUAUCGCUGAAGAGUGUACUAGGACAGGACGGGUACCUUUGGACUGUUAUCUUGUUGCUGAUCUUUCAAAGAAGCUGAAAGAAGUUUCAUUAGGGGACUUGGUUACUGUUAUGAAAGACAUCAAGAAACAUAGCUUCUUUUGGGGCUCCUAUCAGAGGAAAAGGUUUUUCGUAUGUGAUCUGCCUUUCGCCUUAAGGAGCUCAGAUUUCAAGAAGGAUGUUGAAGCUUCGUCAACUCUCUGUACUAUACCAUGGGAUACUGAUCCAUAUUCUGGGCUCCUUCAAGACAUGAAUCAGUACCGCGCACUCCAUAAGAAGCACGCAUACGAUGGAUCUAAGAAGACGGGAUUUUGUUCGUUCUGCAGCGGGUUAUACAGCCAUGAGUUUGAGCUUCCUGUCGUUCAGAAUAGACGUGUUUGCGUUGACAAGGUCCUUCAACAAAGACAUAGAAAAGCCUGUUUUGAGAUGGUGGGUAUGAUGCCCGACAGAGAGACCAAGUAUAUGCUAUCCAAAAAAGAGGCUGCAUGA